CGAAGCCGAGAUUUAGCUAUGAUGUUGGUUCCCUGUAUGAACUGUAGCUAGACAUUGCAGUUACAGAAAUAACCCAUACAUACCAUUGACAUGGUAGGACGAUAUGAAACAGCAUGGCGACAUUCACAUUUAUACAGAUGGUUUUGGUAACAGGAAUGCUUGUUACUGGCAGCAUCAACACAUUGUGCAAAAAGGCGCAAAAUGAUUGUGUGGUGAAAGGUUACAAAUCUAAAGCACACAGUUUUAACCAUCCUUGGUUUCAAACAUGGAUGCUAUGUAUAGCACAGACGCUUUGUUUGAUGGGAUUGCCUAUACAAAGAAGAAGGGAGUUGCAAGAAUAUAGAAAAGAAAUUACCCAGAAUGAAGUCCAGGAUGUGCAGCCUAAAAUAGAAAUAGGACCUCCAGUUCAUGCAAGGCUGUGUCAGUGGAUUUGUAUCGUACCAUCUUGUACCUGCAUACUGUCGGUAUCUCUUGCUGGUAUCGGCUUACUCUUUAUUGAUGCUUCCAUCAUGUCGAUGCUCAGAGGAUCUGUUAUCGUGUUUGCAGGCAUUUUUUCCAAAAUGUUUUUGAAGAGGAAAUUGAAACUGACACAUUGGCUAGGCAUGGCUGUUGUUAUAGUUGGUUUGGUAUUGGCUGGUUGUACAAGUGUGUUUAAAAGUCAAGAUCAUAAAACAAUUGGUGGGAAGACUAUUACAGGAAUAAUACUAGUCAUUAUUGCUCAAGUCAUUACUGGAGCUCAGGUCAUUUUAGAGGAGGCAAUUGUCAAGAAGAGGAACUUGCAUCCAUUGCAUGUUGUUGGACUGAAGGGCAUAUAUGGAUUUUCAUUAAUGUCUUUUAUAGUGUUACCUGUUCUGUAUUUCAUACCUGGUGAUAACGAACAUGGUAGUUUCGAGAACAGUAUUGAUGCACUGUAUCAGAUCUCAAACAGUGUCCGACUUUUCAUGUUGUGUCUUUUAUAUAUUGCAUCAGUAGCAUUAUACAACUACUUUUCAAUGGCUGUAAUUAAGUCACUAACUGCUGUACACAGAACGCUGAUAGAUGCUUGUAGGACAAUUUUGGUAUGGGGAGCUGGUCUAAUCAUCUACUAUUGUUUCAGUAAGAACUUUGGGGAGCCUUUUGACAGAGCGUACGGGAUUAUUCAAAUUGAUGGUUUCUUAUUUCUGAUGAUCGGUACAGCAAUGUAUAACCAGCUCAUAGAUCUGAGAAAUUUUGUGUCAUGUUACAAUUUCCAGUCACAGGAAACAAAGGCAGUUUGUAACGAAUCUAAUCAUCAUAGCAACGUACAAUAUGUUACUUACAGCGAGGAUGAAACUUACAAUGAAAGGACAAAUUUGUUGACAGGAGGAAGAUAGUUUACAAAUGAAGUUUGGAGAAACAAUUGUCUUCCAAAGUAUUUUAGUCUAGUUUACAGUCCGAUGAUUUCAGUUACUUUUGACCUUUGCAGAAUGGCAAAAAAUUCUAUACAAAUCAUUUUUAUAUAAACAUAAUGAAAAUCUAUAGUUGCGCAUUCCUUCCAACACAUAAGCUCUUAAAUGGGCCCAUAGAGAGAAGACGCUAUUACAACCCGUUUUGUAGUAAAGUUGCGAAUUGUAAUAAUUAUAACAAAACGGCUUGGAGUGCUUAUUACAAUUUGAAAUGGACAUCACAACCCGUUUUGUAAUAAAGUUGCAAAAUGAAAUAAAUUUCUCAGAGUGGG
Molecule: messenger RNA, 1696 nt
Organism: Mercenaria mercenaria
Lineage: Eukaryota; Metazoa; Mollusca; Bivalvia; Venerida; Veneridae
Product: solute carrier family 35 member F6-like
Exons: 14
Coding region: 114-1352 (412 amino acids)
Biological process (GO): transmembrane transport
Cellular component (GO): intracellular membrane-bounded organelle; membrane
Molecular function (GO): transmembrane transporter activity
Source: RefSeq, a predicted model, not a curated record